AUGAAGGUUAGAUUCAGGUGUUCUGGUGGGUGGAGUGCAUGGGGAAGGUUGGGAUUGGGUUUUGUGGUGGGAUUUGGUUUGUUAGGAGGGUCGUUGGCCGGGGGUGUCAAGGGAGACGGCACCACAGAGAGCGAGGAGGGAAUUAGACCGCUGAGUUGGGGUCAUGUGAACUUUGUACACACGACAGAUACUCAUGGAUGGCUUCCUGGACACCUGUCGGAGCCGGAUUUCUCGGCGAAUUGGGGUGAUUAUAUCUCGUUUUUGCAGCAUAUGAGAGAGUUGGCUGAUGAGAAGGGCGUUGAUUUGAUCGUGGUUGAUACUGGAGACCGUCAUGAUGGUAAUGGAUUGAGUGAUGCCACGUAUCCAGAUGGCGAGAUUUCACAACAGAUAUUUAGAAAAGCCGAUAUUGAUAUUGUUGCAAUUGGUAAUCAUGAACUGUACAAGUCAGAAGUCACGAGUCAGGAGUACCAUACAAUGAGACCCUAUUAUGGGGAGAAGUAUAUUAGCAGUAAUAUCGAUGUGCUCGAUGAGACUGGUACUGGCGAAUGGUUACCUAUGGGACAGAGAUAUAGACUGUUUCAAACCAAAAACCAGAAUCUGACUGUACUUGCACUUGGAUUCUUGUUCAAUUUCAAGGGCAAUGACUAUAAUAGCAGAGUCAAUAAAGUCCAGGAUGUGAUUAAAGAGGACUGGUUUCAAGAGGUCAUUCGCACCCCGAAUCUGGAUUUAGUUGUUUUGACAGGUCAUGCUCCAGUUCGUUAUUUUGACGAAUUUGAUGCUGUAGUUAAAGAGAUCCGAUCGGUAUGGCCCAAGAUGCCGAUUCAGGCCCUUGGCGGUCAUACCCAUAUCCGAGAUUACAGGAUAUACGAUGAUUAUGCUGUAGGACUUGAAAGUGGUCGGUUUUUAGAGACCAUUGGAUUUGCUAGUGUCAAUCUAAGCAGUGAAGCAAAUGUACAACAGACGGUCCACAGCAGCCAGCUGGAUAAAACCAAUAAACAGAAUGAACAAGAAAGUUCUGAAUCUGGAUUUGGAUCUGGAUUUGAAGAUUCUGUUUCAUCUGGUCCUACGUUCACAAGAAGGUACAUUGAUUUCAACGUGAGAUCACUGUCAACCCAUGCUGAGAAAUCAUUAAAUGAGUUCUAUACAGCUGAAGGAAAUGCUACAACACAGUCAAUCAUCCAGUUCCGUGAACAGCUGAACCUGACUGAUAUCAUCUGCUGUGUACCUCAAACGUACUACACUACACGGGCCAAGUACCCUGGACCCGACAGUUUGUUCACUCUACUAGAAGAGGAGGUGCUUCCCCUGCUUUCGGGAGUAGUAGAACCGUCUCGUGACGACCAUCCUCGAUUCAUUCUCCUCAACACAGGUGCCCUUCGAUUUGACCUUUUCCGGGGUCCUUUCACUGUAGACACUGGAUAUAUUGUCGCACCGUUCAGAAACGAGUGGAUAUACAUACCUUCUAUGCCUAUCAAGAUAGCACGACAGAUCCUGCCUCUCUUAAACCAAGAAGGGUCUAUUCUCUCGACCAACGAGCAUGCCACUGACUUCGAAGAGCUCGAUUUCACUGAAUUAGGACCUCCCGAACAACGGGGUCGCGGGUCUCGAAACAAUCUCUCAUCUUCUCAACAUCGUCAUAACUACGACGAACAGCUUGUUUUCUCGUCUGAACAACAACAACAACAGCAUCGACAAAAGCUCACUGACGGAUACGUCACCCACGACGACCUAGGCAGCGACGGCGACGACACUCCACACAACCCCUGGCCCUUUUACGACAUCCCCAACGUCAUCCAGGCCUCGGACAACAUCGACCGUACCACCACCCACGUCGACCUCAUCUUCUAUGAUUUCAUGAAACCCUUCAUCGUCCACGCCCUCAAAACCCUCCGCCAAGACCAGUACGCCAACAACAUCGUCUACUACGGCGGCAACUCCGUUAUCUCUCUCCUGCCCGAGUUUCUCCUCGGACUCGAAACCGGCACCUCCUGCAUCGUUUAA
Messenger RNA from Sugiyamaella lignohabitans, 2001 nucleotides. RefSeq lists its product as uncharacterized. Lineage: Eukaryota; Fungi; Ascomycota; Dipodascomycetes; Dipodascales; Trichomonascaceae. Gene Ontology annotation, molecular function: hydrolase activity. Gene Ontology annotation, biological process: nucleotide catabolic process. The transcript has a single exon. The record is from RefSeq and is a predicted model, not a curated record. The coding region runs from base 1 to 2001 and encodes 666 amino acids. Gene Ontology annotation, cellular component: cytosol.